This is a messenger RNA of Macrobrachium nipponense, 2220 nucleotides long. It is a transcript of the gene AsnRS, whose product is annotated as asparagine--tRNA ligase, cytoplasmic-like. Gene Ontology annotation, cellular component: cytoplasm. Gene Ontology annotation, molecular function: ATP binding; asparagine-tRNA ligase activity; nucleic acid binding. Gene Ontology annotation, biological process: asparaginyl-tRNA aminoacylation. Bases 116 to 2101 code for a protein of 661 amino acids. The record is from RefSeq and is a predicted model, not a curated record. The transcript is spliced from 10 exons. NCBI's taxonomy places the organism in Eukaryota, Metazoa, Arthropoda, Malacostraca, Decapoda, Palaemonidae.
CCGGACGUGGAAGCCGAGGCUCAGUUCACCUGCGGAAGGCACAGUGCUAGUUUGCAAAGUUGAGUGACGUCUUCGUCGAUUUUGUCGUCGCUUUCCGUCCUUUUACGUCGUGGGAAUGGCAGAUCAGGCUGCCGAAAGUGUAGCUGGGAUGUCUUUAGGAGAAAUUUACACAUCAGAGAAGCAUGGCUGUGACGAGUCGGGAACAGGAACCGAGGACAAACCAUUCAAAACUGCUUUACAGGCAAUGAGAAAGGCUGGCAAGGAACCGUUUCCCACAAUUUAUGUUGAUGCCAAAGAGGGAGAGAAGGGAAGCAGAGAGACUGUGGGUACUGAAGUUACCGACCUGACGUCAUGUCUCCAAGCUUUAGAUCAACAUUUGAGUGAAGUCAGUUAUAUCCUAGGGCACUCUCCCACGCAAGCAGACCAAGUGGCUCAUAGUCACGUUGGUCAAGCGAUAAGUUCCGUCAGUUCUUCCAUUGCCUCUUCUCAUCCACAUUUUACGAGAUGGUGCAGACAUAUAGAGAGUUUUGGAUCUGGUGUUAAAGAAUUUCCCAAAGUAGAUUUGAGUGUCUUAGACCAGUUCAGCCUUCCAAAUGACAGUUUAUCUAAGAAAUAUGAGGUUAUAGCAAAGAGCCAGCUCAAAAAGUUAACAAAACUUUGGAAAGAUGAAAACCGUAAAAUGGAAGCAAGAUUACAAAAAGAAAAGGAAGAUGCAGAGAACAGAGCAAAGCUUCUUGAAGAAGCAAGAAAGGUAACCAUAUCAGAGGAUCCAAGCUUGCCACCAGCAAAAUGUAUCAAGAUUUGCCAAGGCAAAGAAUUCCGCAACCAGCGAGUGAAAAUCUAUGGCUGGGUCCACAGAUUGCGAAGGCAGGGUAAAAACAUAAUGUUUUUAGUGCUCCGGGAUGGAACUGGAUACUUACAGACUGUGUUGAGUGACAAACUGUGUCAGACAUAUGAGGCAGUGAUUCUGAACACCGAAAGUACUGUUUUGCUCUAUGGCACCUUACAAGAGGUUCCAGAAGGGAAAGAGGCACCUGGUGGUCAUGAAAUGCAAGUAGAUUACUGGCAGUUGAUUGGAGAGUCACCAGCUGGAGGAGCUGAAGCCGAAAUUAACAAACUCUCCAACCCUGAUGUUCAGCUUGACAAAAGGCAUCUUAUGAUCCGUGGAGAAAACUGCUCUAAGGUUCUUAGAUUGCGAUCCAUCUUGAUGAAGGCCUUUGUGGACCACUACUUUGACAGAGGGUAUGAAUGGAUAUCUCCACCUACAAUGGUUCAGACUCAGUGUGAGGGUGGGUCUACUCUUUUCGAUUUUAGCUUCUUCGGAGAGAAGGCCUAUCUUACACAGUCAAGUCAACUCUACUUGGAAACAUGCCUUCCAAGCUUUGGAGACGUCUUCUGCAUUGAACAGUCUUAUAGAGCUGAACAGAGCCGAACCCGACGCCAUCUCGCAUCUUAUACGCACGUUGAAGCAGAAUGUCCGUUUAUAACAUUUGAUGAUCUUUUGGACAGAAUUGAAGAUUUAGUUUGUGAUGUUGUUGAAAGAGUGCUGAAACAUCCUCAGGGAGCCCAACUGAUGAAGGAUUUACACCCUGAGUUUGUUAAGCCAGAAAGGCCCUUUUUACGUAUGCCAUAUGCAGAUGCCAUUAAGUACUUGAAAGAACACAACAUUACCAAAGAUGAUGGCACUUUAUACGAAUAUGGAGAAGACAUCCCUGAAAUGCCAGAAAGAAAAAUGACUGAUCAGAUUGGUAGACCUAUAUUAUUAAACAGGUUCCCAUCGGGUAUAAAAGCAUUUUACAUGGCCAGAUGUCAGGAUGACAAGUCCCUCACUGAGUCAGUUGACUUGCUAAUGCCAGGUGUUGGUGAAAUUGUGGGUGGGUCCAUGAGGAUGUACGACUACGAUGAGUUGAUGACUGCAUACAAAGAAAAUGAGCUUGAUCCCAAGCCAUAUUACUGGUACACUGAUCAGCGUCUGUAUGGAACCUGCCCCCAUGGUGGUUAUGGUCUGGGUUUGGAGCGAUUCUUAUGUUGGUUGGCCAACCGUUAUCACAUCAGGGAAGCAACGCUGUACCCAAGAUUUGUUGGACGUUGUACACCUUAAAUUUACACUAUUAAUUUUAUACAACUGAAUAAGCAGGAAAAUUUGACCUAUGUUUGUAUUUCUUGACUUUUUCGAUAUGCCAUGUGCUCCAUGAGUUACAUUAAAAAAGCUUAACCUUA